Labrus mixtus (cuckoo wrasse) is the source of this 2423-nucleotide messenger RNA. RefSeq names its product G1 to S phase transition 1, like (gene gspt1l). NCBI's taxonomy places the organism in Eukaryota, Metazoa, Chordata, Actinopteri, Labriformes, Labridae. The record is from RefSeq and is a predicted model, not a curated record. Gene Ontology annotation, biological process: translation. Bases 229 to 1959 code for a protein of 576 amino acids. Gene Ontology annotation, molecular function: translation release factor activity; GTPase activity; GTP binding. The transcript is spliced from 14 exons. Gene Ontology annotation, cellular component: translation release factor complex.
AGCUCACGCGGACCUUAUCUGGGAGUGCUGAGUCGAUUUCCCUCUCUGGUGUUUCGCCGGUUUUCAGCUUUUUUCACCUGAAUAAGAGACGAAACAUUACACUUCUGUUGGAACAGCCUAUGUUGAUUUAAAGGUUAUACAUAUAUAUUUGCCUUUGGGUGAAUACGUAACAUAGACCAAGGACUGCGAAACUCAAAUCUCAGUAGUCAAAAAAAAACAAGACCCACGAUGGACCCGAGAGACACUGCCCCUGAUUCCUGGGAACAAGAGGACGACGUGGAGGCCACAGUCGACGGACAACUUGAAUCAACAUUUACAGCACUGAAUGUUAAUGCUAAACCGUUCGUGCCCAAUAUAAAUGCUGCCGAAUUUGUCCCGGUAUUUGUCACGAAAGGACAUCAGGAGAAUAACGAUUCGGCGGUUGCUGUAGACAAGAAUUCCAGCAUGGAGGUGACAGAUAAUGCGGCUCCAGUGGAGAAUGGUGACACACAGACGAGCACAGAAGAGCUGUGGGACCAAAGAGAGUCUGAGCCAAAUCAGGAGGAGCCAGGAGGCGGGGACCGGGGGCCCGAGUUGCCAGAAAUUACAGAGAAAACAGCUCCGGAUAUGAUUGAGGAGGAAGAGGAAGUGCAAAUUCCCAAGGUUCAACCAACACAGCCAGAUGCCCCCAGGAAGGAACACAUUAAUGUUGUGUUCAUCGGGCACGUAGAUGCAGGAAAAUCCACUAUUGGCGGACAAAUUAUGUAUCUAACCGGCAUGGUAGAUAAGAGAACACUGGAGAAAUAUGAAAGAGAAGCCAAGGAAAAGAACCGGGAAACCUGGUAUCUGUCUUGGGCGUUAGACACCAACCAAGAGGAGAGGGACAAAGGAAAGACAGUGGAGGUGGGCCGAGCAUACUUCGAAACUGAAAAAAAGCACUUUACCAUCCUUGAUGCUCCAGGUCACAAAAGCUUUGUACCCAACAUGAUCGGAGGCGCAUCACAAGCAGACCUGGCUGUUCUGGUGAUCUCGGCAAGGAAAGGCGAGUUUGAAACUGGCUUUGAGAAGGGUGGACAGACACGGGAGCAUGCCAUGUUGGCCAAGACUGCUGGUGUCAAGCACCUGAUAGUUCUGGUGAAUAAAAUGGAUGAUCCUACUGUCAGCUGGAGCCUGGAGAGGUAUGAAGAAUGUAAGGAGAAACUAGUGCCAUUUUUGAAGAAGGUGGGCUUCAACCCGAAGAAAGACAUUCACUUUAUGCCGUGCUCUGGUCUGACUGGAGCAAACCUGAAAGAACCCACUGACAUGUGCUCCUGGUACACAGGUUUACCUUUCAUUCCACAUUUGGACAGUUUGCCACAUUUCAACAGACCAUUUGAUGGACCUGUCAGAUUGCCCAUUGUAGACAAAUAUAAGGACAUGGGCACUGUCAUUUUGGGAAAAUUGGAAUCAGGCUCCAUCAGUAAGGCACAGCAGCUGGUCAUGAUGCCAAACAGACAUGUGGUGGAGGUGUUGAGUUUCUUAUCAGAUGAUGUCGAGACUGAUGAUGCAGGUCCAGGUGAAAACCUCAAGCUGCGGCUUAAGGGCAUCGAAGAGGAGGAGAUACUGCCUGGCUUUAUCCUGUGUAAUGCUGAAAACCUCUGCCACUCAGGGCGCACCUUUGAUGCCCAGAUAGUCAUCAUUGAACACAAAUCCAUCAUCUGUCCAGGUUACAAUGCAGUUCUUCAUAUUCACACCUGCAUUGAAGAAGUGCAAAUUACGGCCUUAAUUUGUCUGGUAGACAAGAAGUCGGGGGAGAAAAGUAAGACACGACCAAGGUUUGUCAAACAGGACCAGGUCUGCAUUGCCCGCUUGCGCACGGCAGGAACCAUUUGCCUUGAGACCUUCAAAGACUUUCCUCAAAUGGGACGGUUUACCUUACGGGAUGAAGGUAAGACGAUUGCCAUUGGUAAAGUGCUGAAGCUGGUUGCUGACCGGGACUGAUGAGGACUAAGCUGUCUGCGAGUCAUAUUUGGGAAGAAACAGGUGGUGCUCUGUAAUAACCUGAUGACUGUUGUCAGCAGGGAUGGCCCAUUCUUGUAACACCACUCUUCUGCUUGCCGAAGAUCAGUUUCAGGAAAAAAACUCAUGAAAAAUAACCUGUUUUCAAGAAAAUGACAAAACAAGUUGAAGUCCACACAAGUCAGCCUUCUCAUAUUGAGAGCUCUGCUAUGCCACUUCCGGGUUUAGCCAUCUCCCCAAUUCCCAACUCUGGUCUACUCCUCAUGACUUGAUUAUUUUCUUCUAGAUUUUUAAAAAAAUGUCUUUAAUAAAUUACAGUGACAAAUUGCAGGAGUUGUAUUUGUAAGUGGAUUUAGAGUGGGGUCUGUCUGGAAGAUUGAAAAUCAUUUUCUGGAGUAAACUGCAAAAUAAAUUGUUUGAGAGAACUAGUUUGAACCAAAAUGUUA